AUGCACAGCUAUUCAAAGGUCGGUGGCUCGUCCGAUUUUGCUGCUCGCUACCCAACACGCAUCUUGGUCGGCUAUUGGCUCUACUCGUCUGAGCCCGAGCCAGACCAACACGCCGUCUACGGCAUCCUCAGCAGGGACGGCAAGCUACGCUUCAAGCUCGUCUCUGAGACACGCGACGGCAAGAAUAUCCGCGGCAACUACCCACCUCCCUCAGAAACAUGGCUCAUUCACGAAGAGAUUGUCCUUCUCCCUCAUCUUCACGACCUGAACCGCCUGGGCAUGAAAGAGUACUGCCGCGAGCGGGGUAGGCAAAUUACCAACGGCGAAGACCCCGCCGACAUCGAGGCCAACGUGAAAAAGGCCGUCGAGUACGCCGAACGUGUCUCAACCACCGGCGAAGGCCAACGGCCGCGCAAUCUCCGCUGGGAGCGUGAAAAGUGCGCCGACCGUCAGCGCGCCAUUCGCAAAAUUGGCACGGCCAGCGCCCAAGCCAAGGCUAUGCACGAAAAGGCCAAUGGCAUCAAGCCCGCCUCACCACCCUCGCACCUGGACCUCUCCCACCCUGUUCAGAAGCCACCCUCACACCACCGCACCUCAUCCACCAGCUCCAGAAAGAGACGAUCUGCCUCGCCUCUCGCCGACGAACUCAAUGCCACCGACAGGGACCCAUACAAAGCUUCGUCACCCCGAGCCCGUGGCCAUCGCCUGCCCAAUGAUCGUCCCACCUCAUCGUCCUUUCGCGCCGCCAAUGUCAAGGUAGACGAGGACACGGAUCGUCUGCCGCCGCUCAAAGCUUUCCGUGCCGUCAACGGUCUCGACGAACAAGAGCGCCUGCCGCCUCUGCACGCCACGCUGGCCGCCGAGGGCAUGGAUCUCGACGACAAGGAGCGCUUGCCCCCGAUUCAGUCCAUUGCGCCCAAACCUGCGCGUCAGCCUCUUCCACAACACCCUUACGGCUCCGCACCGGCGCCGCGCAAGGCCUUACCGACGACGGCUCACAGGAAGAGCAUGUCCGCCGAUGGCAGGACCAUUGUCGUCGCCAGCCCGCCGACAGGUGACGAGGACGAUGAAGAUGGCCCGAGGACGACGGUGGUAAACGGCGUCACCUAUGUGCGCAGAUCAAACGGUUCCUUCAAGGGCAAGCUCGUCUCACCGGGCAAAAUUAUCACAAUUGAGGGGCAGGACUAUGUCGAGUACUGCGUGCUGGCCAAGCUGUCGUUUGUAUAA
Molecule: messenger RNA, 1227 nt
Organism: Akanthomyces muscarius
Lineage: Eukaryota; Fungi; Ascomycota; Sordariomycetes; Hypocreales; Cordycipitaceae
Exons: 1
Coding region: 1-1227 (408 amino acids)
Source: RefSeq, a predicted model, not a curated record